AGGCCACAAAAUAGCCUCCAACCGUAGUUCUGAAAAUCUUUCUUGUAAAAGAUAAAAUUACGAGGUAACAUGGCCUUACUUGUCUGAGCUACCAAUGAAUGAUGAAGACUCUUUUUGUGGUUUUGCUUUCAAAGAUGUCUCUUCCAGAAAGAAUACAGAAAGAUGGCAAAAAUGGAGGUGAAGACAUCUCUUCUUGACAAUAUGAUCGGGGUUGGAGAUAUGGUGCUCCUGGAGCCGCUCACCGAGGAAACAUUUAUCGAUAAUCUCAAGCAGCGUUUUGAUCACAGUGAGAUCUAUACUUACAUUGGUAGUGUGGUGAUAUCAAUAAAUCCAUACAGAUUGCUGCCCAUUUAUUCACCUGAGAAAGUGGAAGAAUACAGAAACAGAAACUUCUAUGAACUACGACCUCAUAUUUUUGCCUUGUCAGAUGAAGCAUAUCGAUCACUGAGAGACCAGGAUAAAGACCAAUGUAUACUUAUAACUGGAGAGAGUGGAGCUGGUAAAACAGAGGCAAGCAAACUUGUUAUGUCAUAUGUAGCAGCUGUUUGUGGCAAGGGAGCAGAAGUGAAUCAAGUAAAAGAACAACUUUUACAGUCUAAUCCUGUGCUUGAAGCUUUUGGAAAUGCUAAAACUGUACGGAAUGAUAAUUCCUCCAGAUUUGGCAAAUAUAUGGAUAUCGAGUUUGAUUUCAAAGGUGAUCCACUUGGCGGAGUUAUAAGCAAUUAUCUCUUGGAAAAGUCCCGUGUUGUUAAACAACCCAGAGGUGAAAGAAAUUUUCACAUUUUCUAUCAGAUCUUGUCUGGAGGAUCAGAAGAUCUGCUCAAAAAACUUAAACUGGAGAAGGAUUUCAGUCGAUACAACUACCUGAACCUGGGCUCUGCAAUAGUAAAUGGAGUAGAUGACGCUGCAAACUUCAGAACAGUCCGGAAUGCCAUGCAGAUUGUGGGAUUUAUGGACCAUGAGACGCAAUCCGUUUUUGAAGUUGUUGCGGCUGUCUUAAAAUUGGGAAACAUUGAAUUUAAACCCGAAUCUCGAGUGAAUGGUUUAGACGAAAGCAAAAUCAAAGAUAAAAAUGAACUGAAAGAAAUAUGUGAGUUGACAGGCAUUGACCAGUCCGUGCUGGAACGAGCGUUCAGUUUCCGUACAGUUGAAGCCAAGCAGGAAAAGGUCUCCACAACCCUAAACGUGGCUCAGGCUUACUAUGCUCGGGAUGCUCUGGCAAAGAAUCUUUACAGUAGACUGUUCUCCUGGCUUGUUACCAGAAUCAAUGAGAGCAUUAAGGCACAAACGAAAGUAAGAAAGAAAGUCAUGGGAGUUCUGGACAUUUAUGGCUUUGAAAUCUUUGAGGAGAACAGUUUUGAGCAGUUCAUUAUUAACUACUGCAACGAGAAACUACAACAGAUCUUCAUUGAGCUUACCUUAAAAGAAGAGCAAGAAGAAUACAUACGAGAGGGUAUUGAAUGGACCCACAUUGAAUACUUCAACAAUGCUAUAAUUUGUGACCUAAUAGAAAAUAAUCAGAAUGGAAUUCUAGCUAUGCUGGAUGAGGAAUGCCUGAGGCCAGGAGCAGUUACAGAUGAUACCUUCCUAGAAAAAUUGAACCAGAUCUGUGCUACUCACCAACACUUUGAGAGCAGAAUGAGUAAAUGUGCACGUUUCUUGAAUGACACAUCUCUGCCACACAGCUGCUUCAGAAUUCAGCAUUAUGCUGGAAAGGUAAUGUACCAGGUAGAAGGAUUUGUUGACAAAAACAAUGAUCUGCUUUACCGUGACCUCUCCCAAGCCAUGUGGAAGGCCAACCACUCCCUCAUUAAAGCAUUGUUCCCUGAAGGAAACCCCGCCAAGAUCAAUUUAAAGAGACCCCCAACAGCAGGGUCACAAUUUAAAGCUUCUGUGGCGACGCUGAUGAAGAACUUGCAAACAAAAAAUCCCAAUUACAUCAGGUGCAUUAAACCCAAUGACAAAAAAGCAGCACAUAUCUUCAAUGAUGCUUUAGUUUGUCAUCAGGUUCGAUACCUGGGUCUGCUAGAAAAUGUCCGUGUCAGAAGGGCGGGUUAUGCAUUCAGGCAGCUUUAUGAGCCUUGCUUGGAAAGGUACAAAAUGCUUUGCAAACAGACGUGGCCGCACUGGAAGGGCCCUGCCAGAGCUGGUGUAGAAGUCCUGUUCAAUGAGCUGGAGGUUCCUAAUGAAGAAUUUUCCAUGGGUAGAUCAAAGAUAUUCAUCCGCAACCCAAGAACACUCUUCAAAUUAGAAGACCUAAGAAAACAGCGCCUUGAGGAUUUGGCUACACUAAUCCAGAAGAUCUACAGAGGCUGGAAGUGCCGCACACGUUUCCUUCUCAUGAAAAGGAGUCAGAUAGUGGUAGCUGCCUGGUACAGACGAUAUGCACAACAGAAGAAGUACCAACAGACGAAGAAUUCUGCCAUUGUAGUACAGUCUUACAUCAGAGGGUGGAAGGCUCGAAAGCUGCUUCGUGAACUGAAGCACCAGAAGCGCUGUGAGGAAGCCGUGACAACUAUUGCAGCCUAUUGGCAUGGUUCUCAGGCGCGAAGGGAACUGAGGCGGCUGAAGGAGGAGGCUAGAAAUAAGCUUGCUAUUGCUGUUAUUUGGGCUUACUGGCUUGGAUUUAAGGCUCGGAGGGAGUUGAAACGCUUGAAGGAGGAGGCUAGGCGCAAGCAUGCUGUGGCAGUCAUUUGGGCUUACUGGCUUGGACUGAAGGUCCGCAGAGAGUACAGGAAGUUCUUUCGAGCCAACGCUGGAAGGAAGAUUUAUGAAUUUAUUAUUCAGAAAAUUAUGCAGAAGUAUUUUCUGGAAAUGAAGAAUAAGAUGCCAUCUUUAUCACCAGUAGAUAAAAACUGGCCAGCAAGGCCUUAUCUCUUCCUGGAUUCAACUCACAAGGAACUGAAGAGGAUAUUUCACCUGUGGAGGUGUAAAAAGUACAGAGAUGAGUUCACAGACCAGAAGAAGGCUAUAUAUGAAGAAAAACUAGAAGCUAGCGAACUUUUCAAGGACAAGAAGGCUUUAUAUCCAGCCAGCGUUGGCCAACCUUUCCAAGGGGCUUAUCUUGAAAUCAGCAAAAACCCCAAGUAUAAAAGACUGAAAGAUGCCGUGGAUGAAAAAAUUAUUAUUGCUGAAGUAGUAAACAAAAUCAACAGGGCAAACGGAAAGAGCAGUGCUAGGAUUUUCUUGCUCACAAAAAAUAAUGUCCUCCUUGCCGACCAGAAGUCAGGACACAUCAAAGCAGAGGUCCCUCUGGGAGAUGUUAUCAAAGUGUCCAUGAGCUCUCAGAGUGAUGGCUUCUUUGCCGUGCACCUCAAAGAGGGGUCUGGAGCAGCUGGAAAGGGGGAUUUCCUCUUCAUCAGUGACCAUCUUAUCGAAAUGGCCACCAAGCUUUACCGCACGAUGCUUAGCCAAACCAAGCAGAAGCUCAACAUUGAAAUAUCCGAUGAGUUUCUUGUUCAGUUCAGACAUGACAAAGUGUGUGUGAAGUUUGUACGGGGCAACCAGAAGAACGGCAACAUUCCCACUUGCAAGCGAAAAAACAACAGGCUUCUGGAAGUGGCUGUACCUUAAUUGUACACAUUUAGAUGUACUCUCUUAGCCUUUGUGGACACAGUUCUUUGUAAUCGUGCAAUUUUAUCCUGAGCAGGGGAAGGAGAGGAUUUUGUGGGAAUGAUGUGUUGUCAGUGGCUGAUUAACUAUGGAAACCCCUUGCUUAAAAAAUUUAACAAAAUUAUCAACACGAAUGUUUGGUAUUUGUAUGGCAAUGUCCGGUUGAUAUACAUAUAUUGAGACUUGGUGAGCUGGUACCGUAUUAUAAAACAGUCAGUUCUUUUGUCACACUUUUAAUGUCUUAGUUUCUUCUUCACUCUCUUUAGUGAUGUGCAUCAUGAAUUCAUAUCCUUUGAUGACCCUUUCUUCAUACACAGAAGAUUGUGGUCCUCCACUUCCAGCUAUAGAGACUGCUAGAAAGGUUUUGUGGUGUUGCUUGUGCCUGUUUUCUGUCUUGUUCCGUUCUUCUGCAAAGUUCAGCCCAAAGGGUUAAUUACAAUCCAGGGCUGGCCAGUCUGGCAAAAUCCUGGGACAAAAACAGUUACCGUAAUUGCAAACAGCAUCCAGCACUGUGUAAUUUGAUCUUCAAUGGAAUAUAGGGCAGGAAACCCUAAUUCUGCAAAGCAGAAGGAAUGUUUGACUGCAUGUGGAACAGCUGCAUAUACUUUUUAAAAAGAGCAUGGAAAAAGCUGGGGUUCUGCAUCAGACUUUUUAAUUGAUACUUUUAAUGACUUUACAAGAGUAGGAAGCAGAAUGAGUACAUUCAGGAAACAAGGUAUAUAUUAAUUAGUUUAACAAUACUGUAUAUCCAAAGCAUGUUUUCCGUUCCAUGUCUCUCUCCCCCCCCCACCCCGCUCAAACCUCCACUUUUAAAAUGAAUUUUUAGGCCAACAUCCUAUUAGUAACCCAAAUUAGAGCAGACCUAUUCAAUGGGUGGGGUUUACAUAAGUGUUGUUGACUCACCAUUUACAGGGUGGGACUAGCAAUAGGAUUUAGGCCAUAAAUGGUUAAACUCCCAACAUGCAGUUUUUGGCAUGUAGGAACAAAGAGCAGAACAUUUUAAACAACUAGUUAGAUGAAGAGUUUAUCUCUCUUUUUUUUCUUCCUGACGUUGGUGUAUGUGCUGUACAAGUGUGCAAUAAAGCAUUCAUUCAACAUGUGAAAAUUAUUUAUAAUAACUUCUGUGGGUAAUAAUGACGGUUGGGACAUUCUACAUAUUUUUUAAAAGGACUGAAGUUAGGCUAGCAUUGUGUUCACUCUGAUGGGUUUUGUUUUUCCCAAUGUACACUACAGUUACCAUUUCAGAAGAAAAAAAAAUCAUUUUGGGGGGAUGAUGUACAUACAUUUGCUAUUAAUGAUAAAAUAAUUGUUCUAAUUCUGUGCUCUUUGGUACUCUUGUGAUAACCAUAUUUUUGUAUUUCAACCCAUUUUAUAUAAGUUUGUAUGCCUGAUGCGUAAUGUGUGCACAGAAACACUUUACAAUCAAGAACUACAUUCUAAACUUCCCAAGUACAGAUGGCAACUUAAAGCCUGGUAUAAACCCGAGAGGAUUAGCCGAAAGCAUUGAUUUAUGGAGUGUUGUUUUCAAAUAUUUAGACAAAGGUUAGCCUAAGGAGGUUGUUUGACUGAUUUUGUCAAUGUAAGGAUGUGUUUCUGUCUGUUGUAUCCUCAGUCUAAUGCAAGAACUUGCCUUGAAGGAGAAGUUGCUGCACAUGACAUAUGAUGCUAAAAAGUCCAAGUAUGAAUAAAAAGAAGCUUUGAAGCAUUUA
Messenger RNA from Pogona vitticeps (central bearded dragon), 5321 nucleotides. RefSeq names its product myosin IB (gene MYO1B). Gene Ontology annotation, cellular component: brush border; actin cytoskeleton; cytoplasm. Gene Ontology annotation, molecular function: microfilament motor activity; ATP binding; actin filament binding. NCBI's taxonomy places the organism in Eukaryota, Metazoa, Chordata, Lepidosauria, Squamata, Agamidae. The record is from RefSeq and is a predicted model, not a curated record. Gene Ontology annotation, biological process: actin filament-based movement; actin filament organization; endocytosis.